This is a messenger RNA of Pipistrellus nathusii (Nathusius's pipistrelle), 693 nucleotides long. NCBI's taxonomy places the organism in Eukaryota, Metazoa, Chordata, Mammalia, Chiroptera, Vespertilionidae. The record is from the annotation of a GenBank genome assembly.
AUGAUGCCUAAACAUUGCCUUCUAGGCUUUCUCAUCACUCUCUUCCCAACUGGUGCUGCAGAAACUCACCCAGCCCCUGAGUCUCUGAAGCCUCAGAGAGUGCAUUUUCAGUCCCGGAACUUCUACAACGUUUUGCACUGGCAGCCUGGGAGGGCUUCUGCCAGCAGCAGCAGCAGCAUCUAUUUUGUACAAUACAAAAUCUAUGGACAGAUACAAUGGAAAAAUAAAGAGGACUGUUGGGGUAUUCAAGAAUUAUUUUGUGACCUUACCAACGAAACUUCAGAUGUUCGGGAGGCUUAUUACGCAAGGGUGAGGACGGCUGUGGCUGGGACCCACUCAGCCUGGACCAUGACACGGCGGUUCAUUCCCUGGUGGGAAACAAAAAUAGGUCCUCCAAGCAUGAAUAUAACCCAAGUCAAUGGAUCCUUGUUGGUGAUUCUCCAUCCUCCAAAGAUACCAUAUAGAAACCAAAAAGGAAAAAAUGUAUCAAUGGAAAAUUACUAUGAGAUAGUAUACCGAGUCUUUAUAAUUAAUAAUUCACUAGAAAAGGAACAAAAGGUGUAUGAAGGAACUCACAGAGUGGUUGAAAUUGAAGCAGUAACGCCUCAUACUGGUUACUGUGUAGUGGCUGAAUUAUAUCAGCCCAUGCUAGACAGAAGAAGUCAGAGAAGUGAAGAGGGAUGUGUGAAAUGA